UUUUCGAAGCGGUGGCCGUGAAAAUGAGCAAGUGGGUCCCGUACAAGCCGUGGAAGAUCGAGUCGUAUCUUUCGCCCGAGCUGCGCCAGAAGCUCCGCGAGAAGCUCGUCUUCGUCGUGGCCUCGGGCACGCAGCAGGCGUACCAGUCGCCCACGGCGGAGCAGAGUUUCCGCUACCCGGCGCCGACGAGCCACAAGGAAGAGGCCCACGUGCCGUCCACGGGCUCCAAGAAGAACGUCUACAGCACGCAGUACUACACGCGUGAUGUGCGCCGCUUCAAGAAGUGGAACAAGGCCGAAGUUGGCAUCCACCCGUCGCUUGCGAUCGCGCCGCCGGCGGAGCUGCCUGCUGACACCUUCAUGGGCAGCCCGGGCAACAAGAACCCCGCUGUCUUGGCGUACGACCCGACGGGCACGCGCUCGGCCAUGUCGACGACGUUUGCUGCUCGCGAUAGCCUCAUUGAAGCGCUCGGUGAAGACACCCACUUGGUGCGCAUGGAGUGGGAGCCGUUCCAGGCCGAGAUCAUUGCCGAGUAUGAGGCCAAUGGCACGCCGCCGGUGCCCGGUCGCCCGUUCCCGUGGGACAUGCCCAACCGGUCGCGCAUUGCGCGCUGGUAAACGAUCGGGCAAUGGUACUGCAUCUGUAUAGGACAUCUUAUUGGGACACACAGCAAGAGCCUUGUACGAUUGAAAAUAUAGAUAUCGUUGUUCGUCGUGG
Saprolegnia parasitica CBS 223.65 is the source of this 717-nucleotide messenger RNA. RefSeq lists its product as hypothetical. The coding region runs from base 24 to 617 and encodes 197 amino acids. The record is from RefSeq and is a predicted model, not a curated record. The transcript has a single exon. NCBI's taxonomy places the organism in Eukaryota, Oomycota, Saprolegniomycetes, Saprolegniales, Saprolegniaceae.